AUGGUCGAGUUAGUGGUCUACAGUGCGACGGUUUUCAGCUCGACAAGCAGCGGCGUUGUUGGCGUCCGCUCCUCCCAUUCCCCCUCUCGACGACACCUUUUCUCCCGCAACGCUCCGAUCCUCCUCCGCCUGUUCUCCCUCCUGCCAACAUUGCCCCUCUCCACACCUCACCACCAACCUGUGCUGGCUGGCAAUCUGGCCAUGAGUGUCGAAGAAAACACGCCUCACAGGCGCUCGAGUAGCGCCUCGUUUGCUCAAAACAUGUCGAGGGACUUUCCCCAGCCAAACUCGGCCGCAGCCUUCGCCGGUGCCCGCAGUCCUCCCAAAGCAAAGAACACGUCGCAUGUGCCAUGCAAGUUCUAUCCAUUUGGCACCUGUCAAGCCGGCGCGGCCUGUCAGUUCUCUCACGAUAUGGANCCCCAUGACGCAGAAUGCGCCUUGCAAAUACUUUGCCAAGGUACCUGCGCCAUCGUCGCAUGUGUCUGCACUUGCAUGCCACUGACUCGCUAUACCAGGGCAGCUGUAGAUUCGGUCAAGGUUGCGCCCUCGCACAUAUUCUCCCCUGACGGUCGAGUCAUCAACAGGCCUCCUCGCGGCGGCCAGCCUUUCAACUACGGCCGCCGUGGUCCUCAACCCUACGCUCCUGCUCCACCAUCAUUGCUCACCAUGCAAGCCAACGAUUUGGCAUCGCAGCAGCAACAGCAGCCGCAAGAGGUGGGAUACCCAAAGCAAGAAGAGGUGCCAAAUCUUCCAAACCCCGCGCCAUACCUCCAGGCUUCACAGCCCCUCUCGUUAGACCCUAGCAACACUUUUGGCUCUCCUUUGAACGACAACCGCUUCGGGGCCUCGCCAAAUGCCAGAGGUCUGAGCGUGCUAGAUGCGCCUUUGCCUGGAUCUUUCGACAGUCAGGGCAUCUCACAUGCUGCACGUCACGGUCCGUUCGCUUCAUCUGUUCCUCCUCGUCUCGGCCAUGGUCUUGAGUCACCUCCUUCGUCCCUGCCGAACAAGGCGUUCCUCGGAAGCACUCUGCGCGGCCUCGGAGACACCACUCUCGAUGGCGUACUGGCAGGUUCCUCUCCUCCUACUUUCGAAGAGCCAAUGAGCUUUGGCAAGCGACCUUUGCACUCGGAGAGAUUUUCACGACCUAGACCUAUGAUGUCCGCUAGUGUCGGCACACGACCUUCGUUUUAUUCACACUUCCCACCAGACGCCACAGAUUCCGAGGAGAGUGAAGAGGAGGGUAUUGGCGAGGAUCUUCUGCCAUCGAGUCUGCAUGAGCUUCUACCUCCAGAAAAGUUGCGUAGACCCUCGCAGCAGAUUGACGAUGACAUAAACCCCUCCUUCCUGUCCGCUGGCCGUCGCGCAAUCUCGAAUGGACAGAUUCCUGUGGACAACAAAGUGGGAAGUGUUAGCCCGCAUACUGGCAGCCCUUCAAGAUACAGCUCAAUCUGGUCCUCGGGCUCAUACCGCAAGGAGGGAGAGAACGGGUUCGGCCACAUUGGAUCUCCACUCCGACCAUCGUCAUUGCGCUCCUCCUCGCUUGCCGGAGGCGAUCUCGGAUCCCUUAUCGGCAGCCCGCCUAAACAGGCAAGCAUGUCGAUGCUCACUCGUGAGCUACAGAGUACCAGAAUCUCCGAGAAAUCCCCUUCGUUGCUCCCCCGUACCUCUUCCAAUGAUUCCCGCGCUGCUCUGCGCGGAGGGCUCGACAGAGGAAUCAGCAGCAACAGCCUGGGCCGCAACGAGACGAUCGAAGAAGAGGAUCAGGGCUUGUUCUCUAUGGAAGAAGAAGAUGAGUUUGAGAGCUCAUCUAAGAAGCCUUCAGUCUCUCCUAUUGGUCUUUUGCCUGGAAAGAGCGAGCCUACUCUUGGGCCCAUUGGUGGGCAAAGAACCAAGUAA
Aureobasidium musti is the source of this 1896-nucleotide messenger RNA. Lineage: Eukaryota; Fungi; Ascomycota; Dothideomycetes; Dothideales; Saccotheciaceae. The record is from the annotation of a GenBank genome assembly.